Molecule: messenger RNA, 1970 nt
Organism: Daucus carota subsp. sativus
Lineage: Eukaryota; Viridiplantae; Streptophyta; Magnoliopsida; Apiales; Apiaceae
Product: 6,7,8-trihydroxycoumarin synthase
Exons: 2
Coding region: 142-1653 (503 amino acids)
Molecular function (GO): oxidoreductase activity, acting on paired donors, with incorporation or reduction of molecular oxygen; monooxygenase activity; heme binding
Source: RefSeq, a predicted model, not a curated record
AUGGGCUUUUGGGUUUAUCUGAUAUAUGACUUAUAAGUCGAAAAAUACGCGUGUAUUAAGUUAUGCAUCACAGACAGACAGGGCCUAUAUAUGUGAUGCAUAGCACAGCCACAAGCUCAAAGUCAAACUCAUUGAUAAAAGAUGGAAGUAGUACCUGUCCUUGUUGCAAUCACUCUUCCUCUGUUUUUGCUGUUCAUACUCAAAAAUUGCAAUGCCAGAAAGUCGAAUCGGCAUGCACCAGGUCCCCCUGGCCUCCCGUUGAUCAGAAACAUGCUUCAGUUCGACAGCUUAAACACUCACAUCUACUUGCACCAUCUUUCCAAGAAGUAUGGUCCUCUCAUGUCUUUGAAGUUAGGGUCAGUUAAAAUCCUAGUCAUCUCCUCUGUGAGCGCAGCGAAAGAAGUCUUCAAAUUCCAUGAUCUUUGUAUCUCGAAUAGGCCAUCCUCAGUUGCCAUCCAGAAGCUAUCUUACAACAAGCUAGGCUUCUGUUUCGCACCAUAUGAUGAGUACUGGAGGAGCAUGAGGAAAUUUUCUGCUCUUCAUCUCUUUAAUGCAAAGAGCUUGAGGUCAUUUCAACCUAUCCGCGAUGAAGAAAUUGCACGAAUGGUCAGAACGAUACGUGAUGCAGCUGCAGCUGAUUCCAGUGUCGUAGAUUUGAGCAAAACUUUUAUGACUUUGACAAGCUCAAUUAUAUUUAGAAUUACUUUUGGUAAAACAUAUGAUAAUGAUAUGAGGACUAAAUUUCAUUGGCUACUUGCUGAAACUGAAGCCAACAUUGUAAGUUUCUUUCUUACAGAUUAUUUUCCCCUAAUGGGUCGAUUUCUUGAUAGACUGAACGGUGCAUGGGCUCGGUUGGAAAAGAGUUUUCGCGAAACAGAUGCUUUUUACCAACAACUCAUUGAUGAACAUCUUCUUGCAUCCAGUUUAUCUACUGGAGACUGCAGCAUCCUCGACAUCUUACUUGAGAUGAAGAAGGAUUCUCCUGGUUUCACGUUUGAUCACGUGAAAGCAAUAUUAAUGAAUAUUAUACUUGCAGCAACGGAUACAAGUGCUGCAGCUAUAAUUUGGGCCAUGACUUUGUUAAUCAAGAAUCCCGCAUCAAUGGAGAAAGUGCAACAAGAGGUUAGAGAUUUAGGACGACAGAGAGGAUUUGUAGACGAAGACGACAUCGAAAAACUUGUUUAUCUUAAAGCUGUAGUGAAGGAGGUCCUGCGAUUGUGGCCGCCUGCUCCAAUUCUGCGCAGAGAAACCACUGAAAAAUGUGUGGUUAGUGGCUAUGACAUCGAAGCUAAAACGUGGGUUUACGUGAACACGUAUGCUAUAGGAAGGGAUCCUGAAUGCUGGGACAAUCCAGACGAGUUCUUGCCGGAAAGAUUCAUGAAUAAUAGUAUUGAUUUUAGAGGCCAAGAUUUUGAGCUGAUACCAUUCGGAGCAGGGCGGAGAAUAUGUCCAGGAAUAUCAAUGGGAGCCACUACGACGGAGCUGGUGCUUGCUAAUCUUCUCUACUCUUUUAACUGGGAACUGCCUCCAGGUAAAAAUAGAGAAGAUAUUGACAUGGCCGCGCAGCCUGGCUUGACUGUGCACAAGAAGAACCAUCUUUGUCUUGUCCCUAAAAUUGGUGAUCAAGUAUCACAUGCUUAUUUAAAGGUGUGAUGCAUUGUCAUGGGUUGGACCAUGAAAGUUCCACUGGUGUAAUUAGCUUGGUUUUUAUUCCAUCCUGUUUAAUCAUGAAUAUUUAUUUCAAAUGAGCCUUGUCAUGAUAUCUUCUUGGUUGACUAGCUUAUCUUAUGGUCUCUUAGAUAUUCUCCAUAAUUAAUGAAUUUAGAAGAACACUUCAAUUAUAAAUAGCUUGUCAUUGUCAUUGCUAUUGAGCAUGUCAGCAUCCAAGAAUAGCUUUCAUUGUUGAAUUUCAUUCAUGUAUCAUACAAGUCCUGAUGUACAACAGCAGCCGAACUAAUAAUCUGUACACA